AUGUUUACCGGACUUCCAAGGUUAGCCAAAGUAUAUCUUCCCAAGGCUGGUAUCAGCUCUAGAAGAGCUCUAUGGAAGGAAACAACCUACUAUAGCCGCUGUACGGUCUCAUUUGGACGAAUGCUGGCCACUACAGGACCAAUUCCUGAUCAGAAGAUGAACGGGUUUUUAAAAAGGCUUCAACAGAAUCCGGAAAUCAUCGUGCAGUUGAAGAAAAUUAAUCAGUUAAUGGUGUCCAAAAAUUUGGUUCCUAAACCGGAAGAGAUGGUCGACCAGAACGUUAGAGAUGCUGUGAGUGAGUUGGGAAAAUCAAUGGCCAAGAGUGGGCUUGAACUUACAGCCGAUGACGUGAAGAUGCUUACUCAAUUCAUGCAAGAAAAUACCUACAAUGACAUUGGCGGAAAAAAGGAUGACGAUGAAGGUAAAAAGGAUUAG
Messenger RNA from Brettanomyces nanus, 435 nucleotides. RefSeq lists its product as uncharacterized. The record is from RefSeq and is a predicted model, not a curated record. The transcript has 2 exons. NCBI's taxonomy places the organism in Eukaryota, Fungi, Ascomycota, Pichiomycetes, Pichiales, Pichiaceae. The coding region runs from base 1 to 435 and encodes 144 amino acids.